CCCCCGGCUUUUCCGGAGAAGGGAGGGCACGGCGACGCCGGAGAACGUGGGUUUGGGGGGCGGCGAACACCGACUGGGAGCAGAGCCCCCUCGGGUAACGCCGCCCGGCACCGGGGGCUCCCUUCCCCGCGCGGGGCCCGCAGGUGCCGCCCCCUGCCCCGCCGCGGUGCUCCCGGGCCUCCCUCCCGCCGUCCCUCCCUUUCCCACUCGGAACAGCCUGCAAUUCCCGCAGCCGCAGCGCGAGACGCGAACCGCGAGCCGGGAGCGAGCCCCUGGGGGGGCGGGCGGCGCGGGCCGGGAGCGGGGCCGGCGGGACUCCGGAGCUCGCGCGGCCCCCACCGCGCGCUCGGGCGGCGCGAGACGGGCCUCUCUGCGCGGCCUCCCCGCCGCCUCCCUCGGGCCAGGGGCGGGGGGCCGCUCGGCCCCGCGGCGCCCCUUCCCCCGGCAGGCGCGGGAGGAGCCCGGCCCCCCUCGGCCUGCCCCCCUCCGCCGGCCGCGGCGGGAGCGGCGCGACGCGGCGCCGCGGGCAGCGAGCUCUGCAUUCGAACCUCCCUCGCAAAGACAGUCUCCGCCCCACAAUGCACCGCGGCGGGCAGCCUUUGAAAAAGCGGCGCGGCUCGUUCAAGAUGGCGGAGCUCGACCAGUUGCCUGACGAGAGCUCUUCAGCAAAAGCCCUUGUCAGUUUGAAAGAGGGAAGCUUAUCUAACACAUGGAAUGAAAAGUUCAGUUCUUUACAAAAAACACCUGUUUGGAAAGGCAGGAAUACAGGCUCUGCUGUGGAAAUGCCUUUCAGAAAUUCAAAACGAAGUCGACUCUUUUCUGAUGAAGAUGACAGACAAAUAAAUACAAGAUCACCUAAAAGAAACCAGAGGGUUGCAAUGGUUCCGCAGAAAUUUACAGCAACAAUGUCAAUACCAGAUAAGAAAGCCUCCCAGAAGAUCGGUUUUCGGUUACGUAACCUACUCAAGCUUCCCAAAGCGCACAAAUGGUGCAUAUACGAGUGGUUCUACUCAAACAUCGAUAAACCACUCUUUGAAGGCGAUAAUGAUUUCUGUGUAUGUCUAAAGGAAUCUUUUCCUAAUUUGAAAACGAGAAAAUUAACAAGAGUAGAAUGGGGAAAAAUCAGGCGGCUUAUGGGAAAACCACGGAGAUGUUCUUCUGCAUUUUUUGAGGAAGAGCGAUCAGCACUAAAACAGAAGCGGCAGAAAAUCCGGCUCUUACAACAAAAGAAAGUUGCGGAUCUUUCACAAUUCAAAGAUCUCCCAGAUGAGAUUCCUUUACCGCUGGUUAUUGGAACCAAAGUUACGGCGCGAUUACGUGGAGUUCACGAUGGCCUGUUCACUGGACAGAUAGCUGCUGUGGAUACUUACAACGCCACUUACCGAGUAACUUUUGAUAGGGCGGGGCUUGGAACCCAUACUAUCCCUGACUAUGAAGUUCUUAGUAACGAGCCUCACGAGACAAUGCCAAUUGCUGCCUUUGGACAAAAACAGCGGCCUUCUCGAUUUUUAAUGACUCCACCACGGUUACAUUAUACUCCUCUUCUCCCGGCGCCAACCACGGAUAAUGACCCUUUGUUAGGACAGUCACCUUGGAGAAGUAAGAUUGCAGGCUCCGACACUGAAACCUUGGGUGGCUUUCCAGUAGAAUUCCUUAUCCAAGUGACCAGAUUAUCAAAAAUUCUCAUGAUUAAAAAGGAACAUAUCAAGAAAUUAAGGGAAAUGAAUACAGAUGCAGAAAAAUUGAAAUCAUAUUCCAUGCCCAUUGGCAUUGAAUUUCAGCGGAGAUAUGCAACCAUUGUUCUAGAGCUUGAACAGUUGAACAAGGACCUAAACAAAGUUUUGCAUAAAGUUCAGCAGUUCUGCUAUGAGCUUGCUCCAGACCAGGGCCUCCAGCCCGCAGACCAGCCUACAGAUAUGAGGCGAAGGUGCGAGGAAGAAGCCCAGGAAAUCGUGCGGCACGCAAACUCCUCCACGGGACAGCCCUGCGUCGAAAAUGAAAAUCUGACAAACCUGAUCUCCAGGCUCACAGCUAUUUUAUUACAAAUUAAGUGUCUAGCAGAAGGAGGAGACCUGAAUUCCUUUGAAUUCAAAUCACUCACAGAUUCAUUGAAUGAUAUCAAGAGUACAAUAGAUGCUUCUAAUAUCAGUUGCUUUCAGAAUAAUGUAGAAAUCCAUGUUGCACAUAUUCAGAGUGGCCUGAGCCAGAUGGGAAACUUACAUGCCUUUGCAGCAAAUAACACCAACAGAGACUGAGCAGAAGACUGAGUGACCCCAACCGCAUAGACAUUGUCUGCGAGAAGUUCGUUUCCUUUCUGUAGGCUUCCAACACCAAAUAACCCAGCUGCUGGAAGACAAGGGAAAUUUCAACCUCCAAAUAAGGCAUUUUAAUAUACCGUACUGCUUCUUAAACCAGCAUUGCUGACCACGAUUAUAUUUAUUUAUUUUUCAUUAUUCAGCUGCAGUAGCAUUGCUUGUAUUAUGUAUAUUUAUCAGUCAGUAGCUUUUAAACUGAAAAUGUCUGAACAUAAUUUCAUGGAAGAAUACAUUGACCCUUUUCUUUAACGUGCAUGAAUUCAACCCUACACACGCAGACAACUGAAACGAAGAACACGGAGAAGCGGGCUUUUCGUGCACACGCACGGCAGUGUGGGAAUUCCAUCGAGAACAUGGCAUCUCCAGUUCGUUGGCUUAACUGCCAUCUCAGUCUUCGAAAGGACAUCGGGAGGUCGGAGCAGCCCUGGUCUGAAGGGCGGCGCCGGCGCGCAGAUGGGCAAUACGGACUGUGCAAGUACGCAGAGCACGCACUUGCAGCACGACGUGGUUCUGCAGACCAUUUUAUAAUAAUAAGUAUUUUAAUUUAUCGUAAUUUAUAAAAGAAACUUUUGUUUGUUGAAAGAAAAUGAAGGAGCAGGAAAAAAACGUAACUUGCAAAAUGCUGAAUUUCAGCAGGUGAAUUUGGCAUGUCUUUUCCUGUCAAUUCAGGUCAAAAGGCGCUAUCGUUAUGAGAUUUAUUAAAAAAGGAAAGACUGAUAACACACUAUUUUCGUAUUUUUUGUUUAUUUGCACAAAUUUUGAACCAGAUUGCUGGUUAAAUUCCAACAGUAUACCAUUUAUAAAGUAAAACGAUUUUAUAAGGCAAACAUAUAAUAACGAGUGCUGUGAAAUACAGAAAAAAAGGUUUGUAUUUGGUUUUGGUUUUGUUUUCUUGUUUGUUUUUUUUAAGGAAAACCCUGCCUAAAAUGUUAAUCUUGUAAAAAGUGUGUAUUUGGAAUUCUCUUUGUUUUAAUAUAGAAUAUUAUAAAUUCAAAAUAUAAUAAAUUGUUUUCAGAUUUGGAGUUUAAGAUAUAGCUGUAGAAGUGGCUUUAAUUCUUUUAGAUGUCUCAUAAAAUGAGACUUUUUAUAUGUUAAUGUAUAAUAAAACAGAAACAAGAUUAUUUUCCAUUUGAAAUUUUUGUAUAGUUUAAAAAUGCUUCCAUAUUCUGUGCCACUGCAGAACUUUAGUGCAGAGUUUAUA
Messenger RNA from Artibeus jamaicensis (Jamaican fruit-eating bat), 3516 nucleotides. It is a transcript of the gene LIN9, whose product is annotated as lin-9 DREAM MuvB core complex component. Gene Ontology annotation, molecular function: DNA binding. Bases 579 to 2255 code for a protein of 558 amino acids. Gene Ontology annotation, cellular component: transcription repressor complex; nucleoplasm. The transcript has 15 exons. Gene Ontology annotation, biological process: regulation of transcription by RNA polymerase II; regulation of cell cycle; DNA-templated transcription. The record is from RefSeq and is a predicted model, not a curated record. Lineage: Eukaryota; Metazoa; Chordata; Mammalia; Chiroptera; Phyllostomidae.